UUUGUUAAAAGCUUACUGUAUUUUAUGGAUUAAGCAUUGCAUUAUAAGCUCAUACCAGCUGGAACUUAGACCUAACAUCAUCUUUCUGUGAGAAAACAGAUCUAAAUUACUGAUAAAAUAUUUCAACACUGUUAUUAAUUAAUUAUUAUACCAGUGCUGGUGAAUUCUCGUUUCUGAUUGAGCUCAGCUCAGACAAAGGCCCACCUCACAGCGAACUUUGUGGCUCACGUGGUGCUGCUGCUCUCUUUAAAUCGCAUCCCUACUUUCCAGCUUCUGCUUGAAAGCUGAUCGAUACACAGAGCCACAAGACACCACCGAUGAGAUGGCAUUACGGUUUGAAGCUUCCUGUCCUGAUGGUCUGUGUCCAGGAUGGAGCAUCAUUGUAAAAGGACAGUCUAGCUCACAAGCCAAUAAGUUUGAGAUCAAUUUCCUCUGUGAUCAGGACGACAGAAUAGCCUUUCAUUUCAACCCCCGGUUUACUGAAUCAGACAUAGUCUGUAACUCCUUCCUCACAAACCGCUGGGGGCAGGAAGAGAGAUGCUCCAACCUCCCGUUUGGCACCAAUGAGCCUUUUCAGAUCGAAAUUGACUCAGACGAUGACAACUUCCAUGUUUACAUUGAUGAAACAAAGAUCAUGCAGUAUAAGCAUCGCGUCAAGGACCUGAAGACCAUCACUAAAGUCCAAGUGGUGAAUGAUAUCAACAUCUCCUCUGUGGAGAUCAUCAAGAAACAUUUUUUCUAAAAUUGUAGAGGAAUGAAGGCUUAAAUCUUCCCUCUGGGAAGCAUAAACUGAAAUGAGCAUUUGCUUGUUUACAGUGGAUUAUUGUCUCUCUUGUGUUUUGUGUUGAUAAUUUUAGGAAUUAUAUAAUGAAUAAUGGUGA
Messenger RNA from Pangasianodon hypophthalmus (striped catfish), 881 nucleotides. RefSeq names its product galectin-related inter-fiber protein (gene grifin). The record is from RefSeq and is a predicted model, not a curated record. The transcript is spliced from 5 exons. Lineage: Eukaryota; Metazoa; Chordata; Actinopteri; Siluriformes; Pangasiidae. Gene Ontology annotation, molecular function: carbohydrate binding. Bases 323 to 742 code for a protein of 139 amino acids.